Mizuhopecten yessoensis (Yesso scallop) is the source of this 1092-nucleotide messenger RNA. RefSeq names its product scavenger receptor class F member 1-like. NCBI's taxonomy places the organism in Eukaryota, Metazoa, Mollusca, Bivalvia, Pectinida, Pectinidae. Bases 1 to 672 code for a protein of 223 amino acids. Gene Ontology annotation, molecular function: scavenger receptor activity. The transcript has 7 exons. The record is from RefSeq and is a predicted model, not a curated record.
AUGGUGUGGGCCUGUGGUCUAAGUCCGAGAAGUAUGAGCUGGUCGCUUCUCGCUCGACCCCUCCUCCUCAAAUCGGGACGGCAAUGCAUUAUUGGAUCAUAUGGCAGUUUCUGUAAUCAGUCUUGCUCCGUUAACUGCAAAAACAGUGUUUGUGACAAGAGCAACGGCCGGUGUACAGACUGUAAUGGUGGAUACUACGGAUCAGCCUGUACACCAUGUCCUGUUGGCUGUAGUAGUGGUGAAUGUGACAACACGUCCGGACAGUGUGUUCAAUGUGAUGAUGGAUUCUACGAUAGUUUCUGUAACCAGUCCUGCCCUGUUAAUUGUAAAAACAACGUUUGUAACAUGGUCAACGGUCAGUGUACAGAAUGCAAAGCCGGAUAUCACGGUAGUACCUGUACUCAGACGUGUCCUACCAAUUGUAAAGACAACAUAUGUAUCCAGGAUAACAGGUUUUGUACAGAAUGUGCUGUUGGGUAUCAUGGCGAUCAAUGCGAUAUGAAUUGCCCGUUCAACUGCAAGGAUAAAUUUUGUAACCAGACUAAUGGUCGGUGUAUAGGAUGUGGACCAGAUUACCAUGGCAGCGACUGUUCUCUGAAUUGCCCGGACAACUGCAAGGGCCAUGCUUGUAUUCAGGAGAACGGACGAUGCAUAGGUAUUGUGUGGAAGUAGUUGGAAAUCUUGAUAUGUACUCAUGUAGUGCAUUGCCUAACGUGCUUUAUUAUAUUUGAUAGUGUAAAAGCGAUGCCGUACCGUGAGUAAUAUAUGUAUAAUGUUUUUACUCGAUGUCCUUUUCAAACAAAAAUUGUAAUUUGAAUUCUGUGACAUGAUGCCAUGAGGUGUGACGUCACAAAUGAGACGGUUGGGAUAUACAGCUAGAUACAUUUUCACCACGUUUUAGUAUUAUACAUAUAAAACACCUUUCAUGGUAUGACUUUUCGACAUCGAUAAGCGGGUAGGUUUAAAUCUAACCAUGUUUUUGUCAAAAUAGUACAAGUUAUCUUAUGUCUUGUUUUGAUUAUUAACUUUAGUGUCAAUACUAUUGCGAAACUAAUAUCUACUUGCAUGAUUUAUGCAAAUGUUUGCAUUAGU